Molecule: messenger RNA, 639 nt
Organism: Penicillium canariense
Lineage: Eukaryota; Fungi; Ascomycota; Eurotiomycetes; Eurotiales; Aspergillaceae
Product: HIT family protein
Exons: 1
Coding region: 1-639 (212 amino acids)
Molecular function (GO): catalytic activity
Source: RefSeq, a predicted model, not a curated record
AUGUCUGCAGUCAAGGGAGUUUCUGCACCCGUCUACUUCGGAUCAUUUCUGGUGACUCCGCAAGUAAUAUCCCCUUCUUGCGGGCUCAAUCGCUUAACGCACGUCGAAACUAACCUGGGCCCACUUUCAAAACAGGUCUUUCACCAAACACCUCUCUCCUUCGCGCUUGUCAACCUGAAGCCUAUUCUACCUGGUCAUGUCCUCGUCUCGUCCCGCCGUGUCGUUCCUCGUAUCACAGACCUCACCCCUGCCGAAACAAGCGACCUCUUCUUAACUGUCCGGCGCGUCGGCCGAAUGGUGGAGCGGGUCUACGGCGCUGCAAGCCUGAAUAUUGCCGUGCAGGACGGCGUGCAUGCCGGCCAAAGCGUGCCGCAUGUACAUGCCCACAUAAUUCCCCGCAAGCCUGCGGACCUUGACCCGAUAGAUGCUGUCUACGGCAUGCUAGGCGGCGAGGACGGAGAUGUGGGCAAGGCACUCCGCGAAACACAGACGGGCAGACAUACAAACUCCGAGAGUCCGAAGAAGCGAACGCGAUUUCCCGUUGUCGACAACGAAGCACGCAAGCCACGCUCCGCCGAGGAGAUGCAGACUGAGGCCGAAAUGCUGGGGCGCGAGAUGGAGAAGGAGGCGCUUGACUAA